This is a messenger RNA of Lingula anatina, 1642 nucleotides long. RefSeq lists its product as uncharacterized. NCBI's taxonomy places the organism in Eukaryota, Metazoa, Brachiopoda, Lingulata, Lingulida, Lingulidae. The record is from RefSeq and is a predicted model, not a curated record.
AUUCUAUCACCUACUGUUACAUCAAGGCAAGAGAUCGAUCCCUGUUUCCUUAGUCUUAAUGACGUCAAUCCCAGGGGUGUACAAAACCAAGGUGUUAACUACCCUAGCUUGUUACUGGAAGAACAGUUACACGUCACUGUGCAGACUCCGAUAAAAAUCUGUACGAAAACAGCCUUGUUUAGUCUGAAACUGGAAGCGAAGCUAAGGGAACUGGCGACAGGGAUUUAGAAGGACAGGGUUAUUAUCUACUGGUCCAACAGACAAGUGACUAUAGACAGACUUUCAGUUUAGUUUUUAACUGCAGCUUCACAAGUUGCUUUCAGCUAGAAAUCGAAGCUCACCUCGAAGUCAUGAUGUCGACCUCGCUCACUGCAUGCCUGAUUUUGUCAAGUGCAGUAUUCUUUACGUCUCAUGCGUCAUCCUCUGCAAACAAAUCCGUGAAGAGCGUGACGCUGCAAGUUAAAGACGCUGAGCACCGCGUGACCAAUUCUGUUAAAUCCGGAGAGAAGGUUUAUCUGGAAAUAGCAUCCAUUGUCCGUAACGCUACCUCCAGCGUAAAAGUGAAAUCGUGCCAGGUUGGUCCAACAGUGGAAACCAUUGAUCUGAUCGGCGUCACCAUUCUGGAUUCUUACUGUGGGACCUCUACUAGAGGUGUCUUUAGCAGUACGUCUGGUUUUGAUGGGCUAACAGUGGACACAGCAGGGGCCGCGUGGGAUGUCGCCCGAUCUCCACUGUUUUCUGUGUUCACUUUUGCCGGCUACGAUUCCCUGUUCACACGAUGCCAGGUGGUUUUCUGUGUUCCCGGCAGGCAGGAGGCAUGCCUAACGACCAAUCAAUGCACGGCCGCCACCGAGAACAGGACGAGAGAUAUCCUAGCCGAGAGUGAGGCAAAUGAGACGGUACAUGAGGUGUAUGCGCUCGUCUCUGUUGCGCCUCAAAGUACUACCAGUGCGCCAUACCAUCCUUCAAGCCCUUUGGUACCACCUGCGACCAAACCUGCGACCGAGUCCGACCCAGCUUGGCUCACCACAGUGACAGACAUCUUGUUUUAUGUCCUUGUUGUGUGCUGGUUCUUGGCUCUGAUCAUCCCCGCCUUUGGCACUGCCAUCCUGAUGUCAAAACUGAAGGCGGACGAGGUCAAUGCUAAAUCACUGGGAGAGAAGGCCAAAAUACCCGAUGCGGAAUUUCAUAUAAUAUAAUAUAAUGGGUUAUGUUAUUAAAGGACACCGUAAAGCUGCAGCUGUUUUGGUCAUGGAUAUAGAGCACUUGUAAAUCGUGCAUGUGUCGGUGGAAUCGAUCCUGUACAAAGAGAGAUGAUUGAAAAUGUGUGACAUAUAGCUUAUAUUUAACAUAUAAUCCAAUUUUAGAAAUAAAGGACAAGCGAGGGACCAAAAUAGGACUCUUUCAGCUUGUUUUGCUGAUGUUAAAACAAUGAUUUGAUCAAAAUGACCUAUGUGAUAGUAAUUAAAAAAAUUCACCGCCAUCAGGCCAAGAAAGUUUCAAAUCUUGAAAGGUAUUACAAACGGGUUAUCAUUCCAAAAGCCAGGCCAUGUAGGCCUACUCGUCAUAUGCCCCUCGAAAACAAGUGUGAUUUUCAUCGUUGGCUUACAACAAUUUAUAUAUUCAUUUACGGACUUAUUAA